Prunus armeniaca (apricot) is the source of this 303-nucleotide messenger RNA. Lineage: Eukaryota; Viridiplantae; Streptophyta; Magnoliopsida; Rosales; Rosaceae. The record is from the annotation of a GenBank genome assembly.
AUGGAGGGCAUGAAUUGCCCAGCCAUCCAGCCCUUGCAGGGGCAGCGGUGGCAAACACACUGUAAGAAAACAUUUACAGUGCCUGGAGGUGAUCCAAAACCAAAACCACAAGCCUACCAGAAAAGGAGAAGGAAUGAGAGUUCUGUAAGCAAGGAGAAAGCAGGACCUGUUUAUAAUCACUAUGCAAAUGGCUGUGGCUGGUGGGACUGCGACAGGGAAGGCAUUGACAAUGAAGAAGUAGGCCUCAAUGAGGUAUGGGAAGGAGUGGGCUCUACCACAUUGGGAGGAAUAGAAUGGCAUUGA